GCUCCUCUUCUGGUUUAGUGUAAUGGUGUAGAGGGAUCUAUUAUCUAUUAGUACAAUAAUCAGUACAAAGGUAGUAGUAGUAGGUAGCUUUAUUUUACUCAUCACUCAUCAAUGACUUAGAGAGAACAAAAUAUGGUCCGAUUAAAAAAUAAAGAGUUCAUUCAUUUUAUAACAACAUUUAUUAAAAAUAUCCAAAAUUCAUGUGUAGACCGUUGUCGUAGGUUGUGAAAAAGAAAUUCAAAAGAAGGGGUACUUUUUAGGGUAUGAAUUUCGUCACCAUGACGACAAUGCUUGUCUGGGCUUACCCUUGUCUGCAUAUUACCUAUUAUCGAUAGUGUCCGUGGGUUAGUUAAUAAUUCAUUAAUUGGGUUAUCCAGAACCAGAAUAUAAAUGGGAAAUAUAACUAAUAAUAAAUCAUUUCAAACAAAAAAUAUUUGGCAAUCCUCUGAAGUCCGGUCCCAAAUUAUUUUUUAUGAAGAAAAAUUGCAAUGCACAGUGUCUAUUGUUAGAAGACAGCAGAAAUGUCAGUCAUAGCUUUUGCAAAUAACUGUCACUUUACAUACCAGUCAGUAAACACUUAAUGUUGUAAUUGGCGCAAAGAUUUGCAAAUAGCAGCCGAAAACGUUCUGGUUGUGACUGUUGCGCGACUGAAAGUGAAAGGUCCCAAAGUAGCUGGCAAACAGACCGCAACUAGUACCACCCUGAUAGUAGAGUUUACGUUUUGCUUUCAUCCAAAGUCCUUCAAUAGUUUCUGUGUGAAUGUCCUGGUCUACUGAAUCAACAAAUUUACGCGCGUGCACAAUGACAGCGUGAGCAUAAAUCCUGUUGUUGAGCUGAGCGACAUUUUGAUAUCCUCUCCAAGCGACCAUGGCGAUAGUUGCCCCUGGUAACACAUGAUUAGUGAUAAUGCGCUCGAGUGUUUGUGCAUUUCGACGGCCAACAACCUCCAUCCAACAUCGUCCACUACCACGCUCAACCAAGCCGACAACCCACUUACAAAUGCGUCGCUGUCCACGGUGAUAUUUUCUAUGGAAAAAGUAACUCUCAUCCAUCUCAAUGAAAACAGACUGGCCGUUUGCAUCAAAGCCUCCCAGUAGUUGAUUGGUUGUCAGCAUCAAUUAACAGCAUUUCUGGCGAAGAUAGUUGUUAUAGUUGGCAAUAGUGUCCCAACUAACGAGACUCUCGAACAACAUAAAUUGUUUACACUUGACUUCGUUAACCCAAUAAUACAUGAUCACAACUCUUUUUUCACUUGUUAGAUUGCAGUUGGCAAAGAAUGACCCGAUUCGAACACUACUGCGGGUAUUGCAUGGGUGACAUUGCCACGAAAAACCUUUGUUGCAUUCCGCACGAGCGACUAAUGCCAUUGGUCGCCUGCAUGUUCCACAAUUAACGUUGUUUCUGAUCAAGCAGUAUAGGGCCAGCCAUUCUAACCAUUCACACCUGUUUGACAUUACAGCAUACAACUCCCAUGGGAUACUUAAAUUCCACCCAGUUGUACUGCUGGCAAAAUAACCGAACUUAUCGGUGCGGCUGGUCUAUGUGCCAUAAAUAAACCCAUUUAUUGAAAUAAACGAAAACAUGAAUUCAAAAACAAAAUGAUGCCUAAGACUUUUAAGUAAGGAGUAAUCAUUGGAAAUAAUUUGGGACCGGACUUCAGAGUAUUGCCAAUAUUUUAUAACAUAAAUGCUUAUUAUUAUUGAAAUGGCUAUUCGGAACUGUGUCCCAGUGGUGAGAGGUUGGGAUUUAAAAAUACUUAACAUAUUCUUUUUGGGUUGUAAGACAAAAUUUGGUACUGGUAUCAAAUAAAAGAUAAUUAAAUGGAUUAUAUUUUUGGAAACUUACUUCUUCAGUUUAACUAAAAUAAACCAACAUAAAUGACAUAUGAAUGGCAUUGAGUCUAAAGGGAUGUCAUUUGUGGUAGUUUAUUUUAGUUUAUUUAUAGUCUUCAAAUUGAUGAGCACAAUUAUCCUGAGUUUCUGCGUGUGAAGUUUUAAGCUCAGGCAGCUGAGAUAGCAAGACAAUGUGUCCAUUCUCCUUUAAAGCACAACCCAAAAGACCACAUAACUACUACAUUGCGUUAGUGAGGAAUUUAACCCACUCUUUAGAUGGGUUCUCGUUUGAUAAAGCAAUUUAUAACUCUAAAUGUAUAUCGUAUUAAAUAUUUUGUCCAGUUAUAAAUUAGAUUUUCACCCUUAAUGAUUGUGUUAUUAAUGUCUCAUUAUACGGUGUUACAAGUUCAGUGGCUGCACAUUUUCUGGUUCCUUUUUUUUCUAUUUGAAAUAAAAUUCUUUUCUUCUUUCUUUGUCAAUUUUGUGUCAAUUCCACCAAUGACAUAAUGCUGAUCAGUGAGAAAUGUUCAGUCCUCAUCAAUUUUUAUCCGAUUUAGUGCAUUGGGGUGUGAAAUAUCAAAAACAGUGCUUAUUUUGUUCACAAACUCAGUUUCUUUUGCAACUUGAAGUUCACCACAAUGUGUUUUUUAUGCUGACAUACUUUAUGAUACUUGGUAAGUACUGCUUCUAACUUUCAAGCAACACUUCCAGUGACACUGGAAUUCAAGUUUUUCCACAAAUCAAUUUUUUUCUUCUCAAUGACAUGUUUUAUGGCACUUUUUGUUCUAAGUUAUUGGAAAAAAGGACAUCUUCAAACCAUCACUUAAAGUUGGCAGGGUAUGACCAUCAAAAUCAUUUAGUGGUUCUCUGAGGUGGUAAAAAGCCGCUUAAGAUUGGGUCACAGCCAUUAUUCACCUGUACAGAGAAUAGUGAGGGUUUGUGAGGCCGUACUAAAUGAAUCAUUUGAGCUGAUAUUUUGCUCAAGUACUCUGUACAUAAAAAGGAAAAUGAAGUACAUUUAAUUUUCAUAAAUUUUUAUUUUUCACUAAAUGGAUGCACUCCCUUGCUCAAUAAAAGAGCUUUUCAAAGCAUUUUUCCUUAUUUUCCAGGUCAAGAGAUGUAACUAAGCUGAGUAAUGACACUUCUUUGAGUACUGCAAUGACCUCUGGCACAAGUCACACCAAUGAGGCAAUAAGAGCAGAGCUGGAACUUGUGAAGCAAGAAGCUCCUGCCAUAGAAAAUGUCAGACUGAUUGCUGCUGUUCCAUCUCUGGUCAGGGCAGAAAUUAUGUAAGUAGCAACUCAAGAUGUAGAGUGUUACCUCCAAAGUGUCUGAGUAAACCACAGGAAUCUCACAUAAAGAAAAACCAACCCCCUAAAAACAAUGUUGUAUUUGAAUAUAGUAACUGAUUUUUUGGUACAGUACGGGAAAUUUUUUUAUCAAACUUAGUUUAUGUGGAACCUAAUAGACUAAAGAUUUAUAUUAUUAAAGCCUAAUGCGUCACAAAUUCAGAGCACAUAGCAACAGCUCCACACUGACUUAUAUCUCCAAAUCAAAACAUGCAACCAUUGAAUAAGUCAUGAACCCUCCAACCCCCCUUUUUUUUUUCUUCCCCACUUGAAAAACAGAUUUUUGGGGGUGGGAUAUGAGGAUUAAAAUUUACUAGAAAGUGUUGUCAUCUGCAACAAAUCUUAUGUGUUGAACUUCAGCUUGAUAGGUUGAUGGAAGUGAGUGGAUUAACCUUCGAAAGAUUUUACCUCCACAAAGAAAAAAAGAAACACACUUUACACUUUACACUCACUUUAAGUUAAUAUAAAGGAUUUAAAAAGAGGUUAUAAGAAACACAGGGUAUGGGAAACUUGAAAAAAAUAAAACAAAAACAAAUAUAUUGGCAAAACGCCUUCUUCAUGGAACAAUGAAAAUGAAUAAUAAAAAACUUACCCUAUAUGUUUUUUGUUGUUAAUGUUUUCUUUUUAAAAUUUGAAGUUAGAUGCAUACUGAAAUAUUAAAAUCAUAAUAUAUUCUUAUUUCUGCAAUCCGAUACCAUAGUUUAAUAUAUUUUUGUCACAUUUAAUAAUUGCCAAUAAUAUGAAUGUUAACACUGCAUGUUCUUGCUCUGAUCACAAAAUCAAGGGUGCCUAGAAUUGAACUGAUACAUAAUUUCUUAGCUCUUUAGAGGUCCUGACCCAACUCCUCAUUUGUUCACUUUACUCUCCUACACAUACACCUUCAUUACUUUGUCUGAUCUAUAUAUCUUGGGAUUCAUUCACUUUACUCUCCUACACAUACUUCUUCAGUACUUUGUCUGAUCUAUAAAUCUUGGGGAUGUUUUUUGUGAACUAAAUAAGUUAGCUUUACUCAAACUUGAUUUUGUUUUCCCUCCCUUCCAGGAAAACCAAGUACAAGCAGUUGACAGUGUCAUGCAUGUUUCAGCCAUCCUACCCCAAUGUGCCUGUUGUGACAGAACUCAGGUCAAAGACAUUGGCAGACACGUUCUUAGAUCGCCUCUCAAAAGUCUGUGAUGCCGAGGCUAAAAAGUUAACAGGAAGACCACAGGCGAGUCCCAUUUACUCUUUUGAAAUAAACUGUCAGCAUGUUUUUUAUCCUUUGAUCAAUGACAGUGAUGGAAUUUCAACACUGUUACCAUUGUAAAUCUGUCAUAUGUGUUGUGUCAACUCUUUAGCAAGCAAUGUUUCUAUCAUCUGUUAAAGAGCAGAUAGACAUUUAUGCUUAUUUUGUGUUCUGGCCCAGAGGAUUAAUUUAAUGGAUUGGAAAUCUGAUAACUUUGUAGAAUUUGUAAAAUGGGAUUUGGUUAUCACAUGUCCCCAUACUCACUUAAAAGGUUGUUGGGCUAUAAUUAGUUCUUUUUCAUCUUCUGAAGUUGUUUUUUUAAAUACAUACAGCCUCUUCACAGCUUUAUUCCCAACUCAAGGCAUACAAAGGAUUUUCAACGAGUCUUUUCCCAUUAUAAAGAAUAAUACAAUUUGCAAUGUGACAUUUUGAUUCCACAAGUUACAAAAUUAGUUCUAUUUGUCUCUUAAGUGUUGCUCUUUUAAAACUCGCCACACUCAAAAGUUUGUAUCAAAAGGCGUUAAGUUUCCUGUCUUUAAGGGAAGGACUAUGAUUGAUGGUUAGUCAAUUAUAAGUGUUACAUAAUUGGUCUGUUGAACCUUGCAGACCGUGCACAUCAUCAAGUUUGUAAAGACAUUCAUCGAAGAGAACCCUUUGUGUGUGUGUUCUGAGGAGAUUUCCCUACUGAAGAAACUGUUGACAGGGGAUCAUGAUGAGAUCAAGCUCAAACAAAAAACAUCUCAGAUAGCUGUGAAGGUUCACCAGGAGCUCUACUUCAUACAUCUCACACUGUCUGUACCUGAAACAUACCCACUCACACAAGUGAGGUGAGGCGCCUUUAGUGCAAUAAAAUUGUACACCGGGAUCAAUUGUUUAUUUCAUUUAUUAAUGUGUGGUUAUUAGAUUCAUAUAUUUUCUUCCUUGUAAGAAAUUUUGAUUCAAAUCAAUGUUUUAACAAAUGUUACCAUUGGUCUGAAUCCCAUUCUUUUUAAUUUUUUUAUUUAUAAUACUGCAUAUCAUUCAUGCAAUAUCAAAUUCUGUGACAUCAUUCUUUAGUUUAUAUACACAAUAAAUUGUCCUUUUUGAUGCAAAUUCGGUAUAUUGAAAAAACUUUUUGGAUAACUUUGCAGCCCUAAUUUUCACCAAUUUUGCAGCCCUUAUUUAUUUCUAAAUCAGAUGAUCUGAACAAUUCUUGAAAUCACCAAGUUAUCAUUUUGUACAUUUUUGUGUUUCUAUCCCUUAACUGUAAUUGGUUUAACUCCCUUCCCUCUCUUUUUUUCUUUAGUCUUCAAAUUGAUGAGCACAACUUUCCUGAGUUUCUGCGUGUGAACUUUCAAGCUCAGGCAGCUGAGAUAGCAAGACAAUGUGUCCAUCCUCCUUUAAAGCACAACCCAAAGUAAGUCAGUCUUAUUGAUACACCAUCAAGAAGAAAUCUGAUUUAUGAGAUGAUGCCAGAAGAAAUCUGAUUUAUGAGAUGAUGCCUUUUUCUGGCAUUUGGUCUAAUAGCUAGUCUGAUUAAACUUCUUUUUAAAAAAUUAGACAAUUUUAAUAGACAAUAAAAGAAUACUUUUCAGACACUGUAUACCGUAAUAAGAUUUACAGCAAAGGAGUGAUAAUAAUGUUAUGUUUUUUUACGUUUCUUCCCAUGUAACAUGCAUUACAUCAUUUUGGAUACCGUCCAAUAGUUUUUAAUAUAUCACAUAUUUGAACGUUGUUUUUAGAUGAUAAUUUUGAUAAAAUUUUUAGAUAAUAAACUGAUCAAAGCUAACUUUAAAUGGAUCAGUGGGUUUAAUGGAUUUGAGCAUAAGUUGUAAACAAAGAUCCUGAAAGACAAUACCAUUGUGAAUGUGUGAAAUUAUUUUUUUAAUAAAGAUGUAGGUUUAAAAUUUUAAAUAUCAUUUGAAGACAAGAACAGGUCAUUGGUCACAUAUAACUUAAUUCACUCCUUAGCAGCACAAGACCAGAUGAUAAAAAAAAUGUGCUCCCUCUGCAGAUAUCCAAAUAAGACAAUAACGCAUAACCUCUUUCACUGCCCGGUACCUUAUGACUUACACCUAAUUUACCUGCCAAGGAUACCAAACCACACCAACACCAAAUACAUUGGCAAGUAGAAGCUGCAGAAAGGUUGCAAGUUUUUCAGCUUGUCCUGGGAGCCGAAGGGCACAUGCUUCAAGUGGCUGCUGGAUCUGGAUGAUGAAAGGAUCAACAUAUAACUAACAUUCCAGUUGGGGGAAAAUACGGAAAUUCCUGCAGAAUCUGUGAUGGUGCAUGGAAAAAGCAGCAGAAAAAGAAAGAAAAUGGUGAAGAAGGAAACUAUACAAAAGCUGGGACCAAUGUACUCUUGAUGAAUGAAUUUGUAAUUUCAGAAAAGCAGCUCGAGGGUACAGCUAGUUUAAGUUGAUUUUUUAAAGUUAAACUCUAGAUUUAGAUUAGUAGCAGACAAAUUAAAUUCAUAUUAAAUUGAAAAUACUAAAUUCUUCAUGAGCAGCCCAUGAAUGGGCUUAAAAUAAAUAUUGUGUUUUUAUCCUCUUUAAUUUCAAUACUUCACUUGGUUUAUCUCACAGAGACCCACCUUUCAAACCCAAGUCCUCUGUGUUGCCCCUCUGUCAAUAUAUCAUCAACUGUGUUAAAACUUACCCUCUGGAAAAAUGCCCGUUGUGUCUAGAAAAAGUAUUACCUGCUGAUCCAAAGGUAAGCCACCCGAUGCCCUUCACCUUCUCAACAAAGUACGGUACCGGUAAUUAAAACUUUUUUUUUUUGUUGUUGUUGUUUUGAAUAUAGAAAUAAUUUUUAUGUUACAUUUGAACAAAUUAUUAUAGUUGACUCACAGAUAUUUUCUAUUAUUUUUCUGCCUUGUUUUUUUUUAAAAUUGUAAUUUAAUAUUUAAUUAAAAAUUAAAAUAAUAAAUAAUAUAAUAAAUAUAAUUUGCUACAUUUUUUGAGUUUCACUCCCUAAAAAAAGUAUGUAAUAAUAUAUUCCCACAAUUUGAUGUCCUCAGAAUGAAUGUGCUACUAAAGGGAAACAAAAAACUGUUAAAGUUUACUGUGGUCAUCUUUUCCACUACAUUUGUUUAAAUGGCUACAUGAAAACACCCCCGUUUUCAGGUUGGUCACUGUUUGAAAAUAUGUUUUAGAAAUUUUUCAUGCAAUACAUUUUAGAUAUAUCUUAAGCAAUUUGUUUUAGAUAUAUCUUACAUGCAGUAUUUUUAGGGUACUUUGUGUAUAUUUAGUUAUAUUAUUAUUUGAUAUCGUUAAUAUUAUGCUAUUUUGGUAACAUUCUGUCUGGAAAAAAAAGUGAAAUUCCUUCUCCUUAAGGAUCAGAUGUGAUUUUAAUUUUAUGAAAUGUUAGCUGUUAGAAAAAUUGAAUAUAUCAGCUCAGUGUCUGUGUAAAAAAAAAAGUAAAUCUCAACCCCAAAAAAGAGAUCAAUGAAUCCUAGCAUAAAAAAUUUAAAAAAAUCGGGUACCCCUAAUUAUAUUUUUUUAUGUAUUGUUUCAGAGGGUAAAAAAUGUCCAGCGUGUAGUAAGCAAAUAUUUCAUGAAAAGUGGAAAAUUGCAGCUGAAGUGAUGGAGAACAGAUGGGCUCACAAACAAGCUAAGCAGAGAGAGUUGGAAGAAGUUGUGGAUUUCUUAGAUUAGCAAAAAUUGACAUUCAGUUUUGUUUUGAAUUUGUCCUAUAAUUGGGCCCUGGUGAUUGCCACUGUUUAGUGUUGAUGAAAUCCAAUUAUUAGAUUCAGCAUCUUUUAAAGAUGGACAGUGCAGACUUUGGGAAAGCUCUUCUGUUUGGUAUGUUUUGUUACUGAAACCACUCUAAUCCUACAGGCCCAGCAAUCAAUACAAUGACAUAUGCACUCAAUACAUGCACGCAAGUCUGUGCAUAGGAUUUUUUGGCCCAGAGGAAAUCCAAAGUUUGGGUCUCUCAAAAUUCCAAAAUAAUCGUUUUUUUUUUUUUUAUUUUUUUUUUAUUAUUAUUUUUUAAUUCUGCCCUUGGAGGCCCCCCUGUGAAGGAAGGGCCCUGACUGAUUGACUAGGUUGUUUGGGCCUCUGCACGGCCCUGCAUGCAAACCAUAUUUGUAGAAUUAAAAAUGCUCUUGCUUUGUGCAAGUGUUUUUUUUUUAGGUUGAAUCAUUUACAAUUUAUGAUGUAGGAAAUAGAUUUAAUAAUUCAUUAACAAAUGUGGAAUUAAACUAAAAAUCUCAAAGUGGAUGAGACUGUUUACACUUUUUCCAUGUUCACCACAAGUUGGUAUUGUUUCCCCUUGCACUUGAUUACUUCCCUUUUAAUUCAACAAGUGACUUUAUAAAGCCUUACCAUGAGCAUGCUACUAUCUGUUCUUGAUUUGCAGCUAGCACAAAGUGAUUAUUUUAAAACUGAUAUAACAUGUGAGCUUUGCAAUUUUAUCCAGACUUUGAUGUGUACAUGACUGUGAGGGAAAUAUCCUUCUCUGAAUGUGAUUCUGUGUAAUGUCAUUAUUUUUAAUCACAUCUUGAUAACUACAUUUGUUGCCCAAAUCAAGUUAUCAAUAACAGCCACAAACGCUUAGUUUAGUUCUUAAGUGUUCCAUCAAUGAAGAAGCCUUUUGUUUUGUUACUGUAGUCAUAACAGUAGUCACUUGACAGAAGUCUUAGAAUCAAUUUUCAAAUGAUUUUAUAAAUCAUUUAUAAUCAAAUCCAGAGAAAAGGAAAAUGUAAUUUAAAACCAAUCACAUUUCUGUGUAAAGAUUAUAAACAAGUGUUUAGUAACAUUGAUAUAAAGGUUUUAACUGUUUGUCCCGCAUUUAUUAGAAAUCUCAGAUAAAACCUCACAAAUUCCACCGCUGUUACAUGCUUCAUUACUUGCCUGAGAUGGCUGUCAUUUUUAACAACAACAAAAAACUGAUCAUAUAGCCAGCCAACUGGAAUCAAAUGUUUGGAUAAAAAAUAUAAUUUAUUUUAUUGAUCCAAAUAUUAAAAUCUGACAGAUUUGUUGUAUAGAAAUUAUUAUUUAAAAAAAUAAAAAACAUGAUGUGAUGUAUCAAUUUAAUAAAAACUGCAGAUCACUAUACUAUGUAUUUAUAAUAAUUUUCUCAAACAGUUUUAUUAGCUCUAUUCAUGCACAUUUUUGUAAUAUAUCAACUGACACUGAGGUUGCUUUUUAUAAUUUAUGCUAGACAUGUUGUAUUUGACAUCAUGAAGAUGUUAAGAUAGUGAGGCAUGUGGAAAAUAUUCAACGCAAAUUUGAUUUUCUGAAAUUCCGAUUGAACAAAAGCAUCAUAUGUUAUAUUGCACUUGGUAUAAAAAAAUGUUAAAUGCUGUCAACUGAAGUUACCUCUGUGAGGAAAUUGAGUUUUGAUCCAAAUUGUUUCAAUAAAAUUUUAACAAUU
This is a messenger RNA of Lymnaea stagnalis (great pond snail), 9761 nucleotides long. The record is from the annotation of a GenBank genome assembly. Lineage: Eukaryota; Metazoa; Mollusca; Gastropoda; Lymnaeidae.